This is a messenger RNA of Thunnus maccoyii (southern bluefin tuna), 2791 nucleotides long. It is a transcript of the gene agfg1a, whose product is annotated as ArfGAP with FG repeats 1a. Gene Ontology annotation, molecular function: GTPase activator activity. The transcript is spliced from 13 exons. The coding region runs from base 202 to 1920 and encodes 572 amino acids. Lineage: Eukaryota; Metazoa; Chordata; Actinopteri; Scombriformes; Scombridae. The record is from RefSeq and is a predicted model, not a curated record.
UUUCUUGUUCCGUUUACAAACCUGCUCCAACGCCUCAAACUCCUUGUUCGAGGAGUCGCGACGAGGCCGCCCUGACAACAGAGCCACCUACCCUUUAACACGGGUCGGGCAACCGUUAAAAAGCACAAGCCUUUGUUUUAGUUGGAGCUGACUAGCCUGUCUCACCUGGGUUUUAUUUAGUCCCGUUGUAUAUUUCUCACCAUGGCGGCGAGUGCGAAACGAAAGCAGGAGGAGAAACACCUGAAGAUGCUGAGAGAAAUGACGAGUUUGCCUCCCAACAGAAAGUGCUUUGACUGCGACCAGCGCGGCCCAACCUAUGCCAACAUGACUGUGGGCUCCUUCGUCUGUACCUCCUGCUCUGGCAUCCUACGAGGAUUGAAUCCACCCCACAGAGUUAAGUCCAUCUCCAUGACAACCUUCACGCAACAGGAAAUCGAGGUUCUACAGAAACAUGGCAAUGAGGUAUGUAAACAGAUCUGGCUAGGCCUUUAUGAUGAAAAAACCUCCUCAAUACCAGACUUCAGAGAACCACAGAAAGUUAAGGAGUUCCUUCAAGAAAAAUACGAGAAGAAGAAAUGGUAUGUACCUCCUGAGCAGGCCAAGGUAGUGGCAUCAGUCCAUGCUUCCAUCUCUGGCUCCUCAAAUAGCAGCACCAGCAGCACCCCAGAGGUUAGACCACUCAAAUCCCUGCUGGGGGAGUCUGCCCCCUCCCUACAUCUCAACAAGAACACCCCACCUAAUCAGUCUCCAGUGGUGAGCCGUGGACAUACCCACCAGCAGCAGUUUCAUGACAAGAAGUUUGACCUCCUCAGUGACUUGGGUGGAGACAUCUUUGCUGCCCCGCCCAACAUGAGUGCAGGCGCCAGCUCCGGUUUUGCUAACUUUGCACAUUUCAACAGCCACACAACGGCACAGAAUGCCAACGCAAAUGCAGACUUUGCUAAUUUUGAUGCAUUCGGGAGCACUUCUGGGUCGACGGGUGGUUUCCCCUCUGCACCCCAAGCCCCAUUCCAACCCUCAAAUACAGGUAGCGCCUCAGGGGGACUAGCAAAUGCCAGUUUUGCAAAUUUUGACAACUUCCCCAAAUCGUGUAGUGCUGACUUUGGAUCCUUCAGUUCCUCCUCCCAGAGUAACUCCACAGGAGCUGGCAAAGAUGCUGUACAGAGUACUAGUGUCCCUGCCGAUAGAUACGCAGCCUUCGCUGACCUGGAUAACAUGUUUAGCUCUGCCACAACAGAGCAAGGAGGUGGUGUUCCUGGCGGGGUGAGCUCAGCCACGGCUGCAGCAGGAGUGAGUGGUUUGCCUCAGAACCAGCCAGCAGUGGGGGACCGCUAUGCUGCUUUAGCUGAGCUUGAUACAGUCUUCAGCCCCUCGGCCCCUGCUACAAGUGUUUACAACACCACCAGCACCUCACAAGUAGGUGUGUUUGGCCCAGAGACUGGGGUGUCAACAGCCCAAGGACAGCAGGCCCUGCCUGGCAUGGCUCAAGGUUUUGGAGCUCAGUCAACUAAUCCGUUUGUAGCUGCUGGUGUUGCCCCAGCAGCAGCACCCACCAACCCAUUCCAGAGCAACGGCAGAACAGCAAAUGCGGCAGCAGCAGCAGCAGCAGCAGCCACAUUUGGCACAGGCUCCAUGAGUAUGCCAGCUGGAUUUGGGAAUGCUGCAGCCUACAACCUCCCCACCAGUUUUAGUGGAACCUUCCAGCAACCCUUUCCUGGCCAGGCUCCCUUCCCUCAGGCACCAGCAUAUCCCCAGCAACCCAACGGUGGAGGAUUUUCAGCCUUUGGCCAGGCCAAGCCUGUUGUGACUCCUUUUGGGCAGGCGAUGGCUGGACCUAUGGUCUCUAGCAACCCUUUCCUGGGUGCAGCUCCACCUGCACAGUAUCCAGCGGGAGGCUCUUCAACGAAUCCUUUCUUAUAGCGAUCCAUCCAAUCCGCUCUACUACAGGGUCAACAACUGGCACGCUUGCACCUAUUGCACUGUUUUGUUUCACAAGUAGCUUUAAAAACACAAUGUUUGUAAGGAUUUGUAUUUUCUAUCGCAGUUUGUCACAAAUGGGACAUUAUGACAGACAGUCAUGCUGACACAGUCUAUGGCAACAAAACAAAGUGAUGGUGUGUGCAGAGGGAGAGGUUGAUCCCCUCUUCUCUAUUUAACCUGUGAACUGGCCUGGCCUCUACUGAGCCGCAAUGUAUAAUCAAACUGGCUGAAAACUAAGUUAUUGCAAACUAUAUUUCAUUCAUUAUGCUGCAAUUCUGUACAUAUUUUUCUUCUAGGAAAUUAGCUCUUUGUUGCAUAUCAGUAUUUGUAUCUAACACACACGAUUUGUUAAGACAGAACUAUUGCUUUGAAAAGCUAAUGGGUACUGCCAGUUACUGUAUGUGUAAAGAACCAAACUGUUUAUUUGUGCAGGAUACUUUUAGGUAAACUGUUCUCACUAAAGACAAGAAUGCAUGCUUUGUCGGCAAGAGAUGAAAGAAGGCGUGAAUGCUGCAUCGGGGACGGGCAGGAGACUAAUUUCUCUGUCAUCCUUCGCCCUUCUGACAGGGGCCUGGGUCGCAACGCUUUUGAACUUCAGUCAUCCACAUCCAUGUGGGUAACAGGAAUGACUGGUGAACUGAAAACCACUUACAUUGGGUAUUAAGAGAAUUUUAAUUUAAUGUGUAAAUAUAUACAGUAUAUAUAUUAAAAUGAAUUUUAAGUAAGAAGAAAUGACCAAACCAUUCAUUUAUAUUGAUGUAUGAAAAACUUGUACAUUUGUUUUGUAUAAAAAAAAAAGAAAGGAUUCAUA